CUCCGUGCUCGGGGCUGCUCGCCGCCCGACCGAGCGAAGUCAUGCUAGGCAAGGACUAUAUGCUGGCCAUCAUCCUGGUCAACUGCGACGACAACCUAUGGAACGACCAGAAUCUGGAGGCAGAUCUUGAUCUUCCCCCAGGAUGGAGGAAAAUCCACGACUCCUCUGGGACCUACUACUGGCAUGUGCCCACGGGCACCACCCAGUGGCAACACCCAUCUUGCCCCUCUGGUUUAGCGCACACUGGGGAAGCUGCAUUGCCAGAAACGGAUCUUCAGGUUGCAACAUUAAGACGUCUGCCAAGGGAGAGACCUAUCCCAAGUCCGAUGGCAUCGCUGCCCAGAAGGACAUCAGUGAGCUGGCAUGGGGAGGAGCAUCACCAGGGCAACCCAGAGCUUGGCUCCAAGUGCUUUGUUGUGCGUUCGCUGGGCUGGGUAGAGAUCCCUGAGGAGGACUUGGCUCCUGGCAAAAGCAGCAUUGCCGUGAAUAACUGCAUCCAGCAGCUCUCCCAGAACAAGUGUGACGACUGGGAUCCUGCGGACAGGUGGGGCGAGGGCCAAAACAUGGUGAUGAUCCUGAAGAAGGACACAAUGAGUUUAGUGGAUCCUUUGGACCAGAGCCUCAUCCACUCCCAACCCAUCAUCAACAUCCGUGUCUGGGGUGUGGGCUGCAACCAUGGCAGGGACAGGGAUUUUGCUUUCGUGGCCAGUGACAAGGACACGUGUAUGCUGAAGUGCCACGUCUUCCACUGCAAUGUGCCUGCCAAGGCCAUUGCCAAGGCCCUGCAUGAAAUGUGCUCCAAGAUCAUGGCUGAGCGAGCCGUGGCAAGUAACAGCCUCAGCCGAUCUGUUACCUUUGAACCUGUCACUCCAGAUGACUUCUCUCUACAAGUUGACAUUCUGGAUGCCGUGGGAGAGUCUGUCCGGAAAUAUGAAGCUUUGUAUAUUGGCACCUCACCAGUGUCCAAGGCCAUGGGGAUGGAUGUGCUAAAUACUGCCAUUGAAGACCUGGUGGGCAGCCGUGGCCGUGACCAGUGGACUCCAUCUGUUGUCAGUGUUUCAGACUCAGUGAUGCAAGCAGACCAAGCUGAGGCUGAGGCUGAGGACGGCUCUUGCCUGUGGGAAUGUCAGGUCCGCUAUGUGACUUUUAUUGGGAUUGGGAAAGACUCCCACACCUUCGCACUCAUCACUGACAUGGGCCAACAACGUUUCCAGUGCACAGCUUUUUGGUGUGAGCCAGAUGCCGGCACCAUCUCAGAAGCGGUGCAGGCCGCAUGCAUGGUCCAGUAUCAAAAGUGCUUAGUGGCUUCUACAUCGCGAAUGAGACCAAAGAGUGGCUCACGCUCCAUCCUGAAGAUGAAAAGGACAGUGUCAGUGGACUCACCAGUCUGUUCCUUUCCUGUCACAGGGCACUCCCUGCAGAAAAAUGGCAGCGCGGCCACUACACGCAAGAGGGGUUUAUUCUCAUUCUUCGAAGCAUUUCGCCAAAAACAUUCCAUGCUACACACCCCUUAGCCCAAAAGAUAUGGUGUGAGACAGGGAUGGUGGGCCCCUUGUGAUACUUAACAGUGGCCUUCCUUUGAUAUCCAGGUUCAGAAUGUAAAUAGCAUACUUUUGUCUGUUGACUCUUUCACUGAAUCUAAGAGCCAACAGAUCCAAGCAAAUCUGGCCCCUGAGAGAGGACUGUGGCUCAUUCUAGACAUGUUAUGCAUAGUUUUGCUAGUCCUUUGCCAUGUAGAUGCUAUGAGAAAGAAGCAAUGUUAUUUUCAGGGGGAAGAACAAACAAAGCUGCACCUGAAUGUUUCGAUAAUGUUCCUUGGCAUGUGGAGUAGGCAGCAUCCAAUGCAUCACACAGGCUUAAAACGUUGCUCCUGCUUGCCAAGGGUGGCUUAUGGAACAGGGCACAGCAGGCAUGCCAGCUUGAAGCAGUAGCUCCACUUGGUUUUUUGCAGUAAAAGCUGUGAGUCACUCUUCCUUCCCCAGCUUGUAGCAUGAAUGCUUGGCAUACGAAACCUGACUGCAACCCUAGGCAGGCCAUGGAAAAGCCACUUGUGUUCAUUUGCGGCAGCAAAUAGAUGCUUGUGAGCCUCUGGAUUUAUCAGAUGUCAGUACAGAUACACAUUUCCCUUGAAAAGUGACGAAUAGUCUCUUCUUUUUGAAUCCGCAUACUGAGACAUAAGGACUCUCUCAACCCCUCUCCCUCCCUAAAACUGCUCCAUAACAGUUCAGGGGGCACGGAGGGGGAGGAGGGGGGUGUCACAUUUUAUUGUUCAAUUGGAUGUUCUUCACACAGUGCUAUGUUGGCUACAGCCCAUACACUGUUCCUUCAAUGCCACCACACUAUUAUCUCUUCACAGUAUAGCCUGCAACAGGCCUGUGGUUCUUUGGCAACGUCUGGGCUAAUCCUUUAACUUCUGUACGUGCUGUAGCAACUAUUCUUUUGAAACAAGCCAGUGACCAUAAUGAAGCCUAGAAUAAUCAAAGGGUGCACUUAGCUCCGGUGCUCACUAGCAAAAUGUCUGGUAUGUGAGUGAGAGAGAGGCACCAGCACUCAUUACUGUCCUAUUAACACCAGCAUGCCUAGUCAGGCACUUGGAUUGGGAACAAUGAAUUGACCAGAAUAUCACUGUAGGACCCAAUGCUGGCUAGCAACUCUGACAGACACAAGUGAUUCACACUUGUAAAAUGUAGGUAAGGAGAAUAUAAAGCUGCCUGUGGAUUCCCCCCCCCCCAUUUUUUUUUAAAAAGGAAAAGCCUAUAAAUAUUGAGAGCUUAUUGUACCAACACUGGCAAAAGUGACUGCUGAGUCCUAUUUGAUCUGUGUCUAGAAAUGUGGAGUGCGGCUGGUGCGAUGAAAAGGUAAAUCUCCAAACACGUUCCUUUCUUUUUCUGUUUGGGAGAUAAGGUAACCCAUCAACUUUAUCUUAUUUAUAACUAGCCCCAGAUUAAGAUAGACUCAUGUCUACCUCAGUGAUACUUUAUAUCUGAUCAUUUGUGCAAAUAAACUACUAAUAUGGAAGAAAUCUA
Messenger RNA from Lacerta agilis (Sand lizard), 3026 nucleotides. RefSeq names its product amyloid beta precursor protein binding family B member 3 (gene APBB3). Bases 42 to 1514 code for a protein of 490 amino acids. Gene Ontology annotation, molecular function: transcription factor binding; amyloid-beta binding. Gene Ontology annotation, cellular component: nucleus; cytoplasm. Gene Ontology annotation, biological process: regulation of DNA-templated transcription. The record is from RefSeq and is a predicted model, not a curated record. The transcript is spliced from 13 exons. NCBI's taxonomy places the organism in Eukaryota, Metazoa, Chordata, Lepidosauria, Squamata, Lacertidae.